UUAAAGAAAAGAAAAAGUUGAGCAAUGAAAGAAAAAGGCAGGUAAAGGAGAGAAUAGUCCACAGCCUGCCCUUUCUCUCGCUGCCAUUGUCUCUCUGUCUGUUGUUGGUAUUAGCUUUUGUUUCUUUUCGCCAAAGGCCGUUUGCUGAACGAAGACGAAACUCAAUUCCAGCCUAUCAGCUUCCGGAGUCAAAAUCCCAAUCAAACCCCCGUGCCUUUUUCUCAUAUCAAGGGGAUGGCAGCAGAAGAAGAUGUUGACUUGUCAACUUUGAAGUCUCAGAUAGGUCAAACGCAUGAAAUGUGGAAGCAGGAGAUGGAAAGGCGCCAAUCCCAGGUGGAUGUAUUGCAAGCAAAAAUUAUGGAGGUAAAGGCUUCUAUAGAGGGGUCUGAGGAAGACUCGAAGAAGGAGUUGGAGGUUCUUUGGCGGAGAGUUAAAACGACUGCGACAUUGUUAACAUACUUGAAAUCAAAAGCUAGAUUAAUGGCUGUUCCCCAUUUAGCGCAUACAUCAUGUGGUAUCAAACAGUUAGAAGGGGUAGGGCUUGUGGACAAAGAUGGUACACCGUUAUCUAGUUGGUCUAGGAAUGUUGAUCUUUCUUCCUUUGAUAGUACUGAUGAAGAAGCUUGGAUUGGAAUUAGCAAGCAACAUGGUUCUCUGGAUGAAAAAGAUGUAGCUUAUGUCGGUGAAGUACUCAAAUCUGUGCAGAUGGUCACAGAUGUGAUGGAAGUACUUGUUAAAAGAGUGAUAUUGGCAGAAUCUGAAACCGCAGUUGAGAAGGAAAAGGUAACUUUAGGUCAGGAAGAAAUCAAGAAGAAGUCAGUACAGAUUGAGAACAUGUCUUUGAAGUUAGAGGAGAUGGAACAAUUUACUCUUGGUACGAACAAUAUACUGAAUGAAAUGAGGCAGAGAGUUGAAGAUUUGGUUGAAGAAACCUCUAGACAGAGGCAAAGAGCGGCGGAAAAUGAACAAGAGCUUUGCCGUGUGAAGCGGGAUUUUGAGUCUCUAAAAUCAUAUGUUAGCAGUCUCAUCACUGUAAGAGAAACACUCCUGUCAUCAGAGAAGCAGUUCCAAACUAUUGAGAGGCUGUUUGAACGGCUAGUUGCAAAAACGACGCAGUUAGAGGGUGAGAAAAUGCAGAAAGAGGCAGAAGUGCAGAAGCUCAUGGAGGAAAAUGUGAGGCUUAGUGCUCUUCUUGACAAGAAAGAGGCCCAGAUUCUAGCCUUGAAUGAACAGUGCAAGGUGAUGGCGUUGAGUGCUUCAAACAUCUAAUAUGGAAGACUUUGGUCUUGUUCUACAGCCCAAUGACUUUCUUUGCCAGUUCUGCUGAUGUACCAGAGAGGCAUCUGAGAAACUCCGGGACCACCCAAAAUUCAUCUGAGAUCGUUUCUUUGAAUUGUAACUUUGUGAGGAUCCCCGUGAACUUUUUUUAUCUAGUGCUACACUGCAAAGUCAUUAAUCAUUUUAUUGGAAUGAAAUGAAAUGAAAUUGGCGUGUUAA
Messenger RNA from Ziziphus jujuba (common jujube), 1497 nucleotides. RefSeq lists its product as uncharacterized. Bases 235 to 1269 code for a protein of 344 amino acids. NCBI's taxonomy places the organism in Eukaryota, Viridiplantae, Streptophyta, Magnoliopsida, Rosales, Rhamnaceae. The record is from RefSeq and is a predicted model, not a curated record. The transcript is spliced from 3 exons. Gene Ontology annotation, biological process: response to red or far red light; negative gravitropism.